UUGGGUACACAUCAUAUCACUAGUUCAAAAUGAUUGUUUUCAUCAUAGCAUUGUGUGGUUGUUCGGUAUUGGCCUUCCCUAGAUUUCAGAAUGAAAUUCCUAGCGGUGGAGAAGUGCCACACCCAUGCAAGGUGAACUAUAUCUGGAGGGGUGUCGGGCAUCUUAACCCCCUCGGAGGAGGUGACAGAAACCCUUUCGGUGUGGACUUCAAUGAAGCUGGUAAUAUCUGGACUACAUCCUUGUGUAGGAAGGAUUCUGACGGGGACGGUAAGACUAAUGGGGAAGAGCUGGGAGACCCGGAUUGUGUGUGGAGCAAAGGAACCACCCCUGCCGUCACAGUCGGUAUCAGCCAUCCCGGGGUCUGUACCCCCUUCUCCGAUCCUGCUUGUCAGGCUGCUAACUCAUGGGUGGAUUGUGAUAUUGAAAAACUUCAAUGUGACGCUUUAAAUGAAGACGGAAUGCAGAACAUAACUGUGCGUUUUCCAGAGACGGAGGUGCCCUCGACUGCGACCAAUUAUUAUUGCAUGCUCUUUGAACUUCCAAGUGAUGACGACUACCAUAUGGUAGCUACCGUUCCAUUUAUUGACAAUGAGGAGGUGAUGCAUCACAUGAUCCUGUUUGGAUGUGAUGAAACAAAUAAAGAGAUAACUGACACUCCGAUGAACAUUCCUGAACCCUGUGGAAUGGGACCCCACCGACAAUGUUUGACAAUGAUUGGAAUAUGGGCGGUAGGAUUUAGUGGAGAGUGUGUCCAUAAAGACAUUGGCUUCCGAAUGGGACAAAAAGGCUAUAGAAAGGCUGCAAUGCAGGUUCACUGGAACAACCCCCUCCUCCGCUCGGACUUUACGGACAGUUCCGGAAUGACCAUCUAUUACACAUCUAAUCGUCGUGUGCACGAUGCCACCAUAAUGAUGAUUGGUCAGAACUACUUAGCAAUCCCGCCAGGAGAGGCUUCAUACACAGUCGAGUCCACAUGCACCCAGUAUUGUACAUCCCGAUUGCUGUCUGAUACCGUCUAUAUAACGAGAGCGCUCAACCACAUGCACUACCUGGGUCGUCAGCAAAGAAUUGAGCAAUACAGGGGUGGCGUCAAAUUACGAGAUUUGACGUACGACAAGCUGUACAGCUAUGAUAGCCCGGUUCUUCAUGAAUUCGAGAAUCCCAUUGAACUACGACCAGGGGAUGAACUGAAGACCACAUGUACUUACAGAUCAAUCGGCAAGGACAGAACAACAUUAAAGGGAGAUGGUACUUCGGAUGAAAUGUGUUACGGCUUCCUCACCUUUCACCCGGCUGAAAACAUUCAGUUUCCCUACUGUACUGCUUGGAAGGGAUUAGACAUCUGCAAAUUUCACUACGGACAAGAAGUCGAUGGUUGCACUUUUAGAAUAUUCGAAAAUGAAACGCAUCCGGAUACGAUCCGUUUAGCUAUCGACGUUUUUGAACGUUGUAAGGCCUUUGGACCUUGUCUAGGAGAAUGCAAAGAGCUCAUUAACGAUAACAAAUGCCUCCACGGUGACAUUGCGGAUUUUUACAAACAAUAUGCAAACGAAUCGAGAGAACACAUGGAGUUUUGGGCAGCUGUGGAUUCUUGUAAAACAGAAAUUGCACUGGAGGCGUUUCAGCACGACUUGUCAAAUUGUAGAAACUCCACUAGCGUUUCAAAGAUCAACGCGGGUGUUGAUGAAAUAGCGGCGUCCUUGUCAGUCACAUGCUUCUCUCUCCUUGUUAGUCUGUCGAUGAGACCUUGAGGACUGUCGCCAUUAUACAAGUUACAGUAUAACCAGCUGCUUAUUUAAUGUAUUAAUAGGUUAUCGAUACAUAACUCCAUUGACAUUACAUUACAUUGACAUUUACACUAGGUUUCCAUAUUUCCUUGAUUUUCCUCAAAAUAUGAUGGUACCUAUGUCAUCUAGAAGUGAACUUUGAUGAAAACUGAUGUCUCAGCUCCUUUUGAAUUGAUAUGUAUCGCUAAUGUAUUGCAAUUUAAUGAAUAAACACUUCAGAAAUAA
Molecule: messenger RNA, 2012 nt
Organism: Ylistrum balloti
Lineage: Eukaryota; Metazoa; Mollusca; Bivalvia; Pectinida; Pectinidae
Product: tyramine beta-hydroxylase-like
Exons: 7
Coding region: 30-1751 (573 amino acids)
Molecular function (GO): dopamine beta-monooxygenase activity; copper ion binding
Source: RefSeq, a predicted model, not a curated record